Molecule: messenger RNA, 1586 nt
Organism: Sinocyclocheilus rhinocerous
Lineage: Eukaryota; Metazoa; Chordata; Actinopteri; Cypriniformes; Cyprinidae
Product: pleckstrin homology domain-containing family S member 1-like
Exons: 13
Coding region: 109-1275 (388 amino acids)
Source: RefSeq, a predicted model, not a curated record
GGACCUUUAGUUUCCUCCUAAACUGCCAUCAUAACAUACACGUUGUGAGAACUUUUCAGAGGACUGAGAUUUUACUGCGACACAAGAACUAAAGCAAACAACAUCAGGAUGUCCAACAACAAGAAAUCUCCAACAACUGCAAAAUUUUACAGUGAGCCAGCAGUGGAGGAAUUGUACACUGGAUACCUGGUCAAGUCCCCCCCUCUAACAGCCCUAACUAAAAACACUAAAUCAUGGAAGAAUCGUUUCUUUGUGCUCUCCAAGAUCGGUGAGGACACCUACCAGCUGACAUAUCAUGUAAACGAAAGGAGAGACAAACCUUUGGGAGCGAUAGACAUUUCUAAGAUCAGCUUGCUCUUCACUAGCCCUGAGACACAUCAGAAGUGGGACUGGGUCAAGAAACAAUCAAAGGGCUCUCCUUCCUCUGUGCUGUUCUUGAAGGUGGAAGACGUGACACUAAAGCAAUCUAGAGAAUAUUUCCUCAUUGGAAAAAACAGUGCCGAUGUGGAUGGUUGGCUCAAUGCAUUAUUCAAGGCAAUGAAGACCCAGAAAUCACAAAAUAAACUGCCACACACAGAUGAUACUCAGGACAAGAGAUCUAGAUCAAUGACUCUACCUGCGAACUGUUCAGAACCAAACGGUGAAGAUCAGCCCGAUGACAGAUGGUCAGCAUUUGAAUUAACUUCUCUGUCACAAUGCAAUCAUUAUGACUACCCUCGCAAGCUCAGCGAACCUCCAAUACCAAUUCCAGUUAUUGAGGAAAAAGAUGAGAUGGACGGGAAGCAGGAUGAACCAGGAUGUCCAGAGGACAACAGUGAAUACAUGUCCAUGGGAUCAGUGCAACGGGUGAAAGAUGACCAACAGGAGGAUGACAUGGCAUGCAAAGAGAAAAAUGAAGUUCACAGGCAUUCUAAUCAGUCUCUCGUUGACUUCACUGAAAACUGUGCCUCUACCGAGUCAGACAACAGUGAAAUGCAAACGCAUGUUGAGAAGGAGCUCUGCGGUAGUCAAAAUGAUCUGACAAACAGUCUGAUCUUGACACAAGAAGGCGGCAAACCAUGUAUGUCUGAGUGUCAUCAGAUUCAGGAUUUAAGGGGGAAUCAGACCCUGCCCCCAGACACAGUACAAGAGAUUCAGAAAUGCAUAAAAAAACUAAGCAAGGAUGAGGUAAAACUCCUAAUUCGGCGGCUUCCAGACCUCACUCUGAACACUGCCCAUCACACUGAGGACACAAAACAAAGUCUAAUGCGAAAUCUCUCAUCACUAUCGAAAUAAUAGAAAUGUUGUACACAUGUCUCAUUUAAGGGUCAGAGGGUCUAUGGGACAUUAAAGUUCAUUUAUUUACUGAUAAAGGUGGAAAAUAAGGCGUUACUGAGUAACAGAAGAUGCAAUCUGAUUAUCUAAAGUACCUUAUCCUCUUUUGCCUGUACAGUAAUCAUGUAAAUAUGUAAAAAAAAAAAAAAAAAGAUAUGUCUUAUGUACAUGAAAUUACAUUAGUGCCCUAGUAAAAAAAACAAAGUAGAAUAUUCAAAAUACAUUUAUUUCAUAUUAAGUAUAGUUUAAAUCUAUUAACAUACUUACUGACA